This is a messenger RNA of Sorghum bicolor (sorghum), 3102 nucleotides long. RefSeq names its product E3 ubiquitin ligase PQT3-like. Bases 475 to 2625 code for a protein of 716 amino acids. Gene Ontology annotation, biological process: mRNA processing; ubiquitin-dependent protein catabolic process; protein ubiquitination. Gene Ontology annotation, molecular function: ubiquitin protein ligase activity; zinc ion binding; nucleic acid binding. The transcript is spliced from 7 exons. The record is from RefSeq and is a predicted model, not a curated record. Gene Ontology annotation, cellular component: nucleus. NCBI's taxonomy places the organism in Eukaryota, Viridiplantae, Streptophyta, Magnoliopsida, Poales, Poaceae.
UAGAGGAGAAGGUGGGUGAGGGGAAGGAGUAUGGCUCAGAUCCAGACCUAUCUCGCAAAAAUUGCCACCACCGUUCUCUUCUCCAGUUGUAUGGAGGUCACGGAGAAAGGAAAGAAAGCAGGGAGGGGUCUAAUUAGUUUAUGAUUAAACAAUAUUUGUGAAAUAAAAAUGAAAUCCGAAUUUUUUUGAACUAAAGAAGGCCUCAACCGAUAAGAAGACGGAGCGCAUUGCGAGUCUCAGUCUGGACGCUCUAUAGCGUUAGCGUUUGGAAAAAAGACAAAGGAAAAAAAAACCGGCAGAGUGGGCCGACUCACUCGCUCCCUCUCCCCAAACCCCUCGCCUUCGCCUCCCCGGCCACCGCCGCCCGCAGCAUUUCACUCCCCAGGCCCUCGUCGCGACCGCACCCCCGGCGCCGGAGAGCGGGGCUAGGGUUCGGCGCCGCGGGAGGGCUGCUGUUCUUCCCGCGGGGUCAGCAUGGGGGUUGUGCACUAUAGGUACCGGAGCGGGGUCCAGACCUUCUCCUUGCCGAUCCCCGGCGCCUUCGCCUCCGUCGCCGACCUCAAGCGCCUGAUCGCCGCCACGGCGCGCCACGGCAGCGGCCGGACCAGGGGCCGCGGCCCGCGGGACGGCAUCGCGCUCUGCGACCCCCGCACCGGGCAAGAGUAUGUCGAUGAGGAUACCAUGAUACCUCAGAAUUCCACGGUGCUGGUGCACCGGAUUGCUCGACUCUCGACAGACGUGAUCCAGAUUGCUGGAAGUCUGACAGACGCGAUUACUGCAUCGCCCAUAAUCUUAGAGAAUGAUGAGGUGGCAUCCAACAAGCCAGUUACUGAAUCAAUGCAGAAAUCAGGUGCAUUUACUGGAACAGAUGAUGAAGAGAUCACAGCAAUUAGAACUGUCAUUAAUGCAGCUGAGAUUAAGUGGGGAGGUUCUUUAUCUGGAGGUGGAUAUGAUGGUGGACAGUUGGGCCACCAUUGUGGUCGUCCAAUGGAAGGGGAGGCACCCCCUCCUGACUAUGUUUGCCGUGUUUGUUGUAUUCCUGGACAUUUCAUUUGGCAGUGCCCAACAGGGAGCAAGCCGCCUCCACCUGGUUAUAUCUGUCACAAAUGUGGAGUCCCAGGGCACUUUAUUCAUUCUUGCCCAAACGAAAUACGUGUGAAGUCGUGUUCUAGAAAAAAAAAUUCUUGCCCAAACUAUGGCAACAGGAAAUAUGAUUGCAGAAGAACCAGUUCAUUGAUCCCCAUUGUAUCUAGCUUUGAUGAUGUCAUCCUAGCAGAACUGGCCCAGGACAUGUCUAGCAGUGUAGCUGAUAGUUUGCCAGCAGAACUUCACUGCCCACUAUGCAAGAAGGUCAUGAUAGAUGCAAUGUUGUCAAGCAAGUGCUGUUAUGAUAGUUUCUGUGAUAAAUGCAUUCGGGACUACAUUAUUACUCAAUCGAAGUGCCUUUGUGGUGUCGAAAUACUUGCAGAUGACCUAAUUCCCAAUCCAACCCUUAGAAUUACAAUCUCAAGCUUGUUAUCAUCAAGGGCUGGUGGCCUUUCCAGUGGCACAGGGAAUCUUGCAAGCUCCAAUAGCAGCAAUUUGGAUGGCAAUUCUGUCACCGCUUCCGCUGUGUUAAAAUGGGACACUAAGCAACAAAUGGAUAGUGCACCAUCGGCUACUACUGAAGGCAGUUGCUUGGUAACUGCGUGCAAGAAUCCAGUGGAGAAAUCAACACAUUCUGAUCUCCAGAGUAAAACUGAAGAGACUGAAAAAACAUCAGUGAAGAAGACCAAAGCCGCGGCAGGUGCCACGGAAACCUUUCCUGAACCAAGAUGCCAGAAACAGCUGGAACCUGAUGGUGUAGCAAUAGUUUCAGGGAAGCUUGAGCAAAAAGUGGUUAGGACUAAGCAAAAGAAGGCUGGCGCCACUGGAAAUGUAAACACCAACUGUGCUGAAUAUGGUUUCAACAGUCCUUUUGAACCACCAUGUUAUGACUCUUUGUUUGGACUGGGAGGACAGCCUUGGGGAGCCAAUCCUUACAUGUACUAUAUGAAUAUGCCUUCGUUCAGCUACCCUCUGGGCCCUUAUAAUGUCAAUGACAUCAGUAACUUACCGCUGCACGGUCCUGGAUUGCAAGGCUACCCAGCUGUCCCAGCAAUCCAUUACAGCAAUGAAUUCCAGCCCAGAGAUCUCCAGGACACUGAAGCUUCUGCACACGCAAGGCAGUCCAAGAGAAGCAAAGGUGCAGGACCACGAUCUCACAAACCAGAACGAUAUCGUCCCCACACCUCAACUCAGAAAGGAGGAUCCAAGAGAGGGGGCAGGUCGUUUCAGGAGACGACAACGUUGGACAGCAGCAUUGAGUCUGACGACUAUGAGGAGAUUCAUGGUCAGAAGAAGGUGGGAGCGCAUCCUACUACCAGUCCUAGGGACGGUGGUCAGCGUCGACAUGACCAGGACAGUAGUAUCUCCGAGUUACCUGACAACAAUGAGGAGCCCCAUGGCAGGGAGGAAGCUCGAGCGCGUUCAAGAAGUCCGAGAUCCAGCUCCAGGCACUCGUACAAGCGACACGCGUACGAGGGCUCGACAACUUCAAGCGCUGAUGACGCCGAUGAGGAGAUCAACUUCAAGCGAAGAUGGUAGCGCACGCAGGUCAUCACAAUAUGUUGUCCUGAAUUUUGGAACUUCUGAAGCGCCACGAACCACGAUCUGGUGUUUGCUAGCAUGUAUAUAUGUUAAUUUGACGUCAGAAGAAAGCGACGACUUUAUUAGAGAGGUGCAAUGGCCACUGGGACUGUUAUCAGUUGUCCAAUGAGCUCGCUGAUUGGACAGCGACUUGUGUAAUUGGAUUCUUCGCCUGGAGAUCAAUUCGCGUAAACGUGUGUGUAACUGGGCGCGUGUUGCCGGUGUAGUACCAUCUGAAUUUGCCUUGCCUGAAACACGGAGCGUGCAUAGCUUAGCAGCUGUCACCGGGCUCGAUGUUUGUUUGUCCAAGGGAUUUUUAUAUGCGUUGGUCAGUUGGUCUCGUCGUUGCAUUAGGUUUUUGCACCGAUUAUUGCAGGCCUCCCCUCUUCCUGUUUGGUUCCAGCAACAAGAAUGUAACGACGAGAUGUGCAUAUA